Syzygium oleosum is the source of this 456-nucleotide messenger RNA. RefSeq names its product gibberellin-regulated protein 12-like. The transcript has 3 exons. The coding region runs from base 57 to 347 and encodes 96 amino acids. The record is from RefSeq and is a predicted model, not a curated record. Lineage: Eukaryota; Viridiplantae; Streptophyta; Magnoliopsida; Myrtales; Myrtaceae.
AAGCCUCUUUACAGUUCUAUCGAGAUUAAGAUAGUCGUAGGAGAAGGGCGUUUACCAUGGCUCGUUUGUCGUUGCUCCUGUCCUCUUUGCUCUUCUUUCUCGUCGUGUCAAUGUGCUUCGUUGAAGUUUCGCUGGCUGGCGGAGAAGGAUCGCUUCAACCGAACCAAUGCGCCGCCGCGUGCGACUACCGAUGCUCGGCGACGUCCCACCGGAAGCCGUGCCUGUUCUUCUGCAACAAGUGUUGCGCCAAGUGCUUGUGCGUGCCCUCCGGCACGUACGGACACAAGGAGGAGUGCCCGUGCUACAACAAUUGGACGACCGAGGAAGGAAAACCCAAGUGCCCUUGAUGAAUUCUAUCUUUUUCGAAUUGUUCAAUAAUUGACAAAUAUUUUUCCUUUUCUAUAUCGGGAAAAAUGUAAUCGAAAAAAAAUGAGAUGUUCUCGUGUUCUUUCCCUU